GGAGCCCGGGUCCGUCCCUCUCCUCACCCCCCGUUAGGGGCUGGCUCGCUGCUUUAAUUUUGACUUUUUUUUUUUUUUUUUUUUUUUUUUAAUUGGUAAUCCUUCGGUGGGGGGCUUCAGCGGAAGCUACGGUCCUUCACGAUGAGUUUUCUGCUGCCCAAGCUGACCUGUAAGAGGGAGGUGGAUCAGGCGAUAAAAAGCGUGGCGGAGAAGGUUUUGGUUCUCCGGUUUGGAAGAGAUAACGAUGCUGUUUGUCUGCAACUCGAUGAUAUUCUUGCAAAGACAGCUCAUGACCUAAGUAAAAUGGCAGUCAUCUACCUGGUGGAUGUGAACAACGUUCCCGUGUACACCCAGUAUUUUGACAUCAGUUAUAUUCCUUCUACUGUAUUUUUCUUCAAUGGACAGCACAUGAAGGUUGAUUAUGGGUCUCCAGAUCACACGAAAUUUGUAGGAAGCUUCAAAACAAAACAAGACUUUAUAGAUCUGAUUGAAGUGAUUUACCGUGGAGCAAUGCGUGGAAAGCUCAUUGUAAGAAGUCCUAUUGAUCCCAAUAACAUUCCUAAAUAUGACCUUCUCUACCAAGGAAUUUAAUGAGUUGGCCUGAGAUAAAGAAUUGUGGAACUGGCAGAUAUUCUAGAUAACUUUUUAAGAAUUUUUAGUGACUUCUGACACCGUGGGACAUUUCAAGCAUUUGCAUUGAAGGAUCAUAUUGGUCUCCUUCUGAAGACAGAUGUUCUGUCACCUAAUAGUUCUCUCAUAAAUAAAGCUACGUGUUCAACAUGUAGAAUGCAUGUCUAUGAACACCAAGCCACCGUAGCCGUGGGCAAUGAAGGCCACGUUCUUGGCUGCACUCUUUGAAAUGAAGUGAUCCCAUACAUACAUGGUGUGCUCCUCAGGGCUGCUGCUGCACUGCUUGGGGAUCCACUGGCGGGACUGUGUAGAAGUCAGUGAUUCUUCUCCAGCAGAAAAACUUAGCCUCUCCCUUUCCAUCUUCAGGUCAACAAGGUUGUCAUUGGGAUUCAGUACGAUCACUCCCCCGUGGUUCUGGAGGGCCAUUUUGAUGAAUGGUAUUUGAGUUCCGUGGUUCAGGCCCUCCCUGAUGAUUGUCUUUUGCCCCCACUGCCCAGCACGAAAAACUCCACGGUCCUGAAGAAGAACAAUUAUGCUAGAGGAACUUGUUAGUGCUUUCUCACUCAUAAAAAAGAAACUUCUUGGUUCAUCCUCUGUAGCAUCAGUAGGAAUAUAAACUUUCUGCAGUGCGCAGACUCUUUCUAGGAGCUCAUAAACAUAUUGGGUAAUCAGAUGUCCCAAGACUUGAUAGCGUUCAUGAUUCCUCUCAUGUGAAUUCUUGUAAUAAUUGAAAACAAAGGACUCAUUUGUGUCCAGAUGCCUCAGUUCCCCUUUUAUAUUGAAGUCAUACUUCAGCUGCUCUUGAUACUCUGAACCCCCUACUAGUUUCCACAAGUUUAGUUCAUGCUCUGUUUUUAACCACUGCAAAUUAAGAAGACUAUGUCAAUGUAAGGAUAGACCUCCGUACAACAGUUACAUACAGAAGAUCUGUAGUAAUUAAUGUUUAAAAGCAGUUACAUACCAAGCAUUCAUUGUUGGUGGUGGUCUGUAGUAAGCCAGCUGCUUGUAAAGCAUUUGCUAAAUUUCAACAGCAGUACCUUGAUGUUAAUCUCUCUGGUUAUUAGUUUAUCUUUGUAAGCAUUUGCCAUAUGGAAAUUAUGGAAUCAAUGAGAGAAUAAAUAAGCCAUUGUGACCCAGGAACAAGGAGAAAAUAAAGUCUAUACAGCAGUUUUUCAUGAGAUUAUACUAUUGCCUCUGGUUUCAACUAAAGUAGUUUUUCAAUACAUGUGACUGAUCAGCAGAUAAGAAUUAUACCAGGAAGAAGUUUGCAUCCCACUGAAUAUUCUAGCUUAUCAUAACCUUCUAUUUUUCCAAUAACUCUUCAAGUCUCUUCAAUCUACUACUGUCAUUGCACAUGUAAAAUGGCAAACAUGAGGUUACCUUUGGUGUGGUUAGAUUCCUACUUCUGUAGGAUUUUUUGUCUAACAGCAGAGAUUUGCUAGCAUUCAAUUCCCAGAAAUACAUGCAUUUUUGAACUGUGUUUAUCAUUUAACGCACUGAUUGAAUUCUGGCAAAUGGUUUAUAUGAAGUUACAUUUGGCAAAUACAUCAGUACAAGACAAUAUAUCUUUCAGGUUUUUUUGAACUAUCAGGAUCACUGAGAAUGCAAUAAAUCACAUUGAUUAUGUUAAAACUACAACAUUUGGUAUUGGUGACAGAAAGUGAUCUGAAAACUUCUGUAAAUGGCUUGUGUUAUAGCUCAACUCCUUUACAGGAUGCAAGUUUUCUUCGGUAAGCUCCUUAGCACAUUGAAAAUUAGCUCUUACGCAUCCAAAUU
Molecule: messenger RNA, 2406 nt
Organism: Oxyura jamaicensis (ruddy duck)
Lineage: Eukaryota; Metazoa; Chordata; Aves; Anseriformes; Anatidae
Gene: TXNL4B
Product: thioredoxin like 4B
Exons: 4
Coding region: 142-591 (149 amino acids)
Biological process (GO): mRNA splicing, via spliceosome
Cellular component (GO): spliceosomal complex; U4/U6 x U5 tri-snRNP complex; U5 snRNP
Source: RefSeq, a predicted model, not a curated record